This is a messenger RNA of Brassica rapa (field mustard), 1576 nucleotides long. RefSeq names its product histone deacetylase HDT2-like. Lineage: Eukaryota; Viridiplantae; Streptophyta; Magnoliopsida; Brassicales; Brassicaceae. The record is from RefSeq and is a predicted model, not a curated record. Gene Ontology annotation, cellular component: membrane. Gene Ontology annotation, molecular function: small GTPase binding. Gene Ontology annotation, biological process: negative regulation of GTPase activity.
AUUUUUUUUCAGCAGAUUUUGUUAUAAGUAAAAGUAAAAUUUAAAUUUACAGUUAAAAUUUAUUUAUUAAUAUCUAUAUAAUAUAUAUAUAUAUAUUAAAUAGAUUAAUUUAAAUAAUUUUUUAACACUAAUUAAUUUAAAUAAUCAAAUAAAUGUAAUUGAUGAAAUAGACCUAGUAUGAAUUUUCUUAUGGUAUCUCCUUUAAUAAAUAAUAUAUGGAGUAUAAUUAUAAAAUUUGGAAAAAUAGCAUACACUUUUAUUUUAUUUUUUUAUAAUAAAAUUUUAUUUAAAUUAACUUAUAAUAGUAUAUAUUAUUAGUUACAAAAUUAAUCAAUGGUAUUAAUUUAAAUAACAUAUUUUAAAUUUUUAGAAAGAUUUUGUUAGAUUUUUUCAACAUUUUGUUAUAACUAAAAAUAAAAUUUAAAUUUCCAGUUAAAAUUGAUUUAUUAUUGAUAUCUUUAUGUACUUAAUUGAUUAAUGUAAAUAAUUAAAUAAAUGUAAUUGAUGAAAUGGACCUAAUAAAGCUAGUAUGACUUUCUUAUAGUAGAUAAAAAUAGUAUUUCUCUUUUAAUAGAGAGAUUAUAGUGACUAUAAUCUGAACUGCCUUACCUCAUGUGUUAUAGUCUUAUAUUCUCAUACUUAUACGUUUUUGGUUUUCUCAGGUGGAGGACAGUUAUACAUGUGGGGAAAGAUUAAGAACAAUGGUGAUGACUGGAUGUACCCCAAACCUAUGAUGGAUUUAAGUCAAGAUUUCAUUGAUUGUGAGUAUUGCUUUUAACGUUUUGUAAUUGGUCAUGCAAGUGGGUGGAACUUGCGUUGGAUGGAUUCAGGAAGCAUGCAUCAUUUUGUUGGUGCGGAUAGUUCUUGCAUAAGCUGGGGUCAUGCUCAGUAUGGAGAGCUUGGUUAUGGCCCCAACGGUCAAAAAUCCUCUGCAGCGCCUAAAAAGGUGGAUUUACUCGAGGGAAUGCAUGUAAUGGGUGUGGCAUGCGGUUUAAGCCAUUCUAUGGUCAUAGUUGACAGAACAGAUAUUGCAGAUCGUCUUGAGCAGCUAGAGAUCUACGAUGGGAAAGGAUCAUUAGAAGAGAGUGUAGAACCAAAAGAAGAAGCUGUGGCAACAACAAAGCAAAAACCUGCCAAAAGAGGAGCUUCUAAAAAGAGGAAAGCGUCAAAAGCUUCUUCUGACAGUGAUGAAGAAAACAGCGACAAGGAAAAGGAAGCUCAAGGCAGCGACAGCGACUACAGUGAUGAUGAUGGAGAAGAAGAAGCCAAUGGCAAGAAACAGAGAACUCGUGGCAGAGGACGAGGCCGCGGCGGCCGCACCGGUAAUGGAAAAGCUUCGCCGGUGGAAGAAGAUGUAGACCUCGCAAGUCUUAGAAACCACUCUGACUCCAAAAAAUAAUCGAUGUGGUCUAUUUUUCAACAGUUUUCCUCUCUUUCUUCACACAAUGAGAUGCUACGAAAGACUUUUUUAAUUACCGUAUCAAACAUUUGUUUAACCUUUACCGGCUUAUGUAUUCUGAUGUAAACCACAUCGAAUGAUUUAUUCACAGUCAAAAACAUUUUCGAUUUGUAACAA